This is a messenger RNA of Anopheles nili, 1063 nucleotides long. RefSeq lists its product as uncharacterized. NCBI's taxonomy places the organism in Eukaryota, Metazoa, Arthropoda, Insecta, Diptera, Culicidae. The record is from RefSeq and is a predicted model, not a curated record. The coding region runs from base 381 to 980 and encodes 199 amino acids. The transcript is spliced from 4 exons.
ACAUCAACUAUACGUCAAAGCGCAGGAUAUUUGUGUGCUUGUGCGCAUUUGUUUUGAUUAAGAAGGAGUCUUCGUAACAAACAUUCAACGAAUCCAUUGAACUUUGAAGCGCGUCACAUUGUUGCACAUGUGCUUUCAUUCAUUUGAACUGCAAGGAUAUAUUAUGCACCAGCACUAGAAUGGAGCAGGCUCCAAAUCAAACUCAAAACUUGGUCAACUUGAAGCCAAAGCCACAACGCGGGUGCUUUACUCGCAAGAAACGUGUACGGUGCGACGAAAGCCGUUUGUCAACGCCAACGAACGACACUAAACUCACUGCUGAAACAAAAAGAGUUAAAUUAGAAUAAACAGCUUUUAGUUGUAAAAAGAACCCUUGUAAAAUGGCUAAGCAAACGGAGCAGUUCAAUGAACGUGCUUUAUGGAAAAAUAUUGAAGACUAUUUUCUUGAAUUGAAAACAUGGCUAAAACCGGUACAUAGUGAAAUAUGUACAGCUAAAACUCUCUUGAAGGAAUGCAAAAUUCAUAACUAUAAUAGCUUAUGUGCGGCAACAAAGGACCUACCAACUGAUAUAGCGAACGACAUGAUAACAGCAGCUGAAGUAUCAGACACCAACCAAUUUUUCAAAUACUCUCAGACAAUGAAUUGCGUAUCAACUAAGCUGCAGCAGUACAUCGAACAGGCAAAGUGUAUCCGCCGCAGCCUCGAUCGUGCUACUGCUAUAAAGACGAUUGCUACACAGGAUCCAGAAUUACAAGCAAUCUGUCAUUACUUUCAUCAAACACAAAACCUGCUGUACGUGUUAAAUAUAGAGCUACAAGAAGUACAACUGGCAGGAAACGCAUUUUACGUUCAUGGAUUGCCAUCUGCUGCCAGUCAGCUGCUCGAAACAGAAGGUUUGGAGGAGGCUGUAGCACGCUUAGUAGCGUUGGUAUCCUCGAAACAAUUCAACUCGACAUUUAAAGCGAUGACAGUAAUUUAAAUAUAUUAUUAAAUGAAUACUUAAAAAUUUAACCAGUUAAUAUAAUAAAAAUUAUAAUCGACUGCCACUUGUGCAGAAUCGAA